AAAACCUUCCAGUAGCACCACAGGCGGGUGCUGCACAGAGACAGACAUAUAGAGCUCGAUGAAUAAAAAUUUAAACAGAAAAGUUGAUCAAGCUAACUUUUAGCUUUACUAAAAUAUUUAAAGUUUCGAAAACUUUUGCAGUUUAAGUUUUGUACUUAGAAUUCACGUGGAAAACUGAGAAGAUGACGAGUCUGCUGUGCAUCACAAUUAUCUCCCUGACCCUGGCGGCUGCCAGUGCAUACAGUGAGCCGAUGACCCUUUCCAUACGACCAACAGUUAUGGUUUUGGGUGUCCUGGGUGAAAACGUCACCCUGCCCUGCCUGCUCCUGUCCAAAGAUGCCAUUGCUCACACUGGUGUCCGAGUCAAAUGGACCAAGGUGGCAGAAGAUGAAGCACUGAAUGAGGACGUGCUGCUUUCCAUGGGAUUCCACAAGAAAACCUACGGAAGCUUCGCAGACCGUGUGUUUAUGAACGAGACCGACAACGAAGACGCCUCCAUAACAAUCACAGAUGUCUCCUUAGCCGACGCUGGAAAAUACCUCUGUGAGGUCAUCAACGGCAUGGUAGACAUUUUGGAAGAGGUCAUCUUGGAUGUUCAAAGUAUUCUCACUGAAGGUGUUGUGUUCCCGUACUCUCCCAGUGAGGGCCGCUACAACCUGAACUUCGACAACGCUACACAGGCCUGCCUGGAGCAGAACGCGUCCGUUGCCACCUUAGAGCAACUGCACGAGGCGUGGAAGGGCGGCCUGGACUGGUGUAAUGCUGGCUGGCUGAGUGACGGCACGGUGUACUAUCCCGUCACCAAAGCCAGAGGGCCGUGUGGUGGCAACAAAGGGCCCGGCCUGAUAAGCUACGGAAUUCGCAACAAGCAGAUGGGCCGCUAUGAUGUUUUCUGCUUUGCUCCUGCACUCAAGGGAAGCUUCUAUUGGCUGGUGCAGCCCGACAGACUGACCUUUGACGAGGCUGUGCAGGCGUGCGUCGAUGACGGGGCGGAGAUCGCCACGGUCGGCCACAUGUACUCCGCCUGGAAGCUCGAGGGCUUCGAUCGCUGCGACGCCGGCUGGCUGGCUGACGGAAGUGUCCGUUACCCCAUCUCCAGGCCCCGCAAGAACUGCAGCCCCACCGAGGCUGCGGUGCGCUUUGUCGGAUUCCCAGACAAGAUGCAAAAGUCGAACGGCGUCUACUGCUACAAGGAUGAGUAGUGAGGUGCUCGGCAGGGGUAGGGAAGCCAUAACCACCAAAGAGAAGUCAUAGCCACAACCAUUAAAUUACAACAAUAAAGCAGAUACGCUUUAGAUCUUAACUAGCAUGAGCUCAAUACCUUUCUGAAACUGUGAUAACCCUCUUUUACCCGCUAAAGAAAGAAAUACUGUACGUCUUAACUCCAUAUGACAAAAAAUGUCAGAGCCAUUGAGUCCUGGUUUUUUUCUAACUUUUAUUGUAGACAGACUCUCUGAGAAAAUGCAACAGUGCUAAUUAUGAGUAUGAGUGAUGUGAUCGAGACAAGAACUUGAUGGUUGUGAAACAUGACCUAAGUUAGACUUGUCCUCCACUGAAUGAUUAGAUGUGUGAAGAUGAACAGCAUUCACACUCAACUUUAGAAACAUAGAUGUGAUAAAAGAUUCAUGAACAUAACUACCACUGUUGAACUAUGGCUACGUACGUACAUGUUAUAUUGCAGUAAGUAUUCAACGGGAUUCCUCUCUAAUCAGAGUUAAUGCUCUUUUUCCCACGUUUUUCGACAAGAGAAUAUCAAGAAAAUGAAUGUAAAUGCCUUGAUGGACUGUGACCUAUUCUGCAUUCAUAGCUCCUUUUAUAUCAACCUCCAAUUACACUUUGAAAUACAGUUUCAGGAACGAAUGUGGUAUGUUUGUCUUAACAAACUUGUUUUUGUACAUGUUUAUAAUGAUUUUUUAAAGACAGAAAAAACAGAUUGUCAGGUGUCAGGGUUUUUUUUGGUGACAUUUUAGGGAAUUAUAAAAAACGACAAGAUUUCAGCCAGAUAAUGCGGAAUAAGUACACAUCUUCCUCUUUUGCUCGUAACACAAACUUUUAUCAAAACAAUCCCUGAUUGUUUUAGAGUUAUAGCAAUUCCCUCCAGUAGCUAUAAUUAUAACUAACAGAUGCUGAAACUCACUUUGACUAAAGACAGUUUCAAAUUCUCACUGAGGUUAUGAUCUGUUAAGGUACAUUUCUAAACACAUUUUUUUUUUUAAAGGGCCCAACGGACCCACAGAGCAUGUUGUGUACAUACAGAGCAGGUAAUCCAAAGGUUUGCCACAACCCGACGCACCCUUUUUAUCUAACCCUCUUGUACUUACUGCAGGUUACAUCUGGUGAUACAUUUCCAGAACUUAACUCGCAUACAAUUUGUAUUCACACAAAAAGGUGACGGUAUUUGUAUAUCUUAUCGCCAUGUACCUUUUUCAACAAAGCAGUUUGAAAUAAAGAAAACGACUUUCAAAACAA
Molecule: messenger RNA, 2469 nt
Organism: Pseudoliparis swirei
Lineage: Eukaryota; Metazoa; Chordata; Actinopteri; Perciformes; Liparidae
Product: hyaluronan and proteoglycan link protein 1-like
Exons: 4
Coding region: 183-1202 (339 amino acids)
Biological process (GO): cell adhesion
Molecular function (GO): hyaluronic acid binding
Source: RefSeq, a predicted model, not a curated record